AUGGCGUUGGGGCUCUCUUGGCACAAGCAGGACACGCGCAGUGAGUCGCCCUCGAGGCCACAGACAUCUUCGCCCGACCUGGCAUGUGCGCAAGAUGCCAAUGAUGCUGAUACCCUUGAGAAGUUGCCCGAAGAUCCCUUAACACCCUCGUGCCCUGAUUAUGCGGAUGCUUACGAAGACUUGGUUGGCAUCAGGGUCGUGGCAGUGGUCUUCACAGGACGCGGCUCCCGUAUGCGCGCUUUGCUGCCGUAUCUACGCCGCGACAUGAGAGCCCACGGCGGAAUUCUUGACCGCAUCAUCUUUGCGCUCAUCCGACCCGAUUCUCUGGCAUUGACGUUGGUUGGAGAAAUGCAAGGCAUCUACGGCAUCUACAAUCGCGACGCUCAGAGUUCAGGUCGCGACGGUCUCAUUGAGAUUCGUGACUACACAGAAGCUACUUGGGCAGAGGGGCGCCGAGAUUCUCGAGAUUCUCGAGAUUCCCUGUCCCGGCGCAUCCCUGCACUGUAUAGAUCCUUGAACGAGACAAACACAGUGUACCUGAAGGUUGAUGAUGAUAUUGUGUUUCUGGCAAGGCAUGCUCUGGCUGAGAUGGUGCGCGAGAAGCUGCGGCGCCGCUGCAUGUUUGUGUCCGCCAAUGUGGUGAACCAUGCCAUCCUGUCUGCCGUUCACCAGGAGCACGGGGCACACCGUGGUUUUGAGCCGGAGCACGCCGGGACGGAACUCAUGCAAGAUUCCCGAAGCGCUUGGGUACGCGUGGCAGAUGUCAACCUGGACCCCUCGUAUGUCUUUGAGCGACAUCCAAUGGGCUCUUGCGUCUUCAAGCGCUGGGACUGCGCGGCCUUGGUGCAUGAGAGUUUCCUGGACAGAGAGCGCGAUGGGACCCUCUGCGCCUUCGAUUUUGGCUGGCUUGAUUUCCACAGGGCCGGCUUCCGGGAGCACCAGUAUGUCCAUGCGUCGCCCUGGUUGGGCCAGACCUGGCAGGCUUCAGGGGCCCGAUGGAGCAUCAACCUGUUUGCACUGGAAGCUUCAGAUUUGACUGGAGUGGAUUGGUCUCGUGUGCACGGGCCUGGUGAUGAUGAGGAGGAGUUUGGUGGAAAUCACGCGGAACGCACAGGUGGCCAUGCCUGUGCACUGGGACGAAGUCUGGCAGUACAUUUUUCUUACACGACGCAAGAGGAGCGGCUGAUGCGGCAUACGGACCUGCUGUAUCGGUAUGUGGAGCUGGCGAGAACAGGGUCAGUUGGCCAUUUCUUUUUGAGUUAA
Messenger RNA from Symbiodinium natans, 1263 nucleotides. NCBI's taxonomy places the organism in Eukaryota, Dinophyceae, Suessiales, Symbiodiniaceae. The record is from the annotation of a GenBank genome assembly.